UUACCCAGCGGGAGACUCUUCCACGCUGCAGCUGUUAUCUCAGAUGCCAUGUACAUCUUUGGUGGCACAGUGGACAAUAAUAUUAGAAGUGGAGAAAUGUACAGGUUCCAGUUUUCUUGUUACCCUAAAUGCACUCUACAUGAGGAUUAUGGACGGCUGUGGGAAAACAGGCAGUUCAGUGACUUGGAGUUUGUUUUGGGUGAGAAGGAAUGGCGUGUCCGAGGGCACACUGCCAUUGUGACUGCUCGCUGCCAGUGGCUGAAGAAGAAAAUCAUGCAGGCCAGGGAGAGGCUGAAACAGAAAUCAAAGCAGGACAUUGAAGAGGAGGGACCUGUGGCAUGUCAGAAGGAGGGGACUGGUGGGAAUGUGAAGCUGUGCCGCCUGCAGCCGCUGCUGGAAGUGCCCAUCCGGGAGGCUGAGGCACAGCCCUUCGAGGUGCUCAUGCAGUUUCUGUACACAGACAAAAUAAAAUACCCUCGCAAAGGUCUUGUGCAGGAUGUGUUGCUUAUUAUGGAUGUCUACAAACUGGCCUUAAACUUCAAGCUCUCCCGGCUGGAGCAGCUCUGCCUGCAGUACAUUGAAGCGUCCGUGGACCUGCGGAACGUGCUCAUUGUCUGUGAAAAUGCCAACAAGCUGCAGCUGGAUCAGCUGAAGGAACAUUGCCUGAACUUUGUAGUGAAGGAGUCACAUUUUAAUCAGGUAAUAAUGAUGAAGGAGUUUGAGCAUCUUUCUUCAUCCCUCAUAGUGGAGAUUGUCCGGAGGAAGCAGCAGCCGCCUGUUCGCACGCACUCGGAUCAGCCGCUCGACAUCGGAACAUCUUUGAUUCAGGACAUGAAGGCUUACCUGGAAGGAGCUGGGACUGAAUUCUGUGAUAUCAUCCUUCUCUUGGACGGGCACCCACGGCCAGCCCAUAAAGCAAUCCUGGCAGCCCGCUCCAGUUACUUUGAAGCCAUGUUCCGUUCCUUCAUGCCAGAGGAUGGGCAAGUGAAUAUCUCUAUAGGUGAAAUGGUCCCCAGCAAGCAAGCAUUCGAGUCCAUGCUUAGAUACAUUUAUUAUGGUGAAGUGAACAUGCCUCCUGAAGACUCCCUCUACCUCUUUGCUGCACCUUACUACUAUGGCUUCUCCAACAACAGACUGCAGGCCUACUGCAAGCAGAACCUAGAAAUGAAUGUCACAGUGGAGAAUGUACUGCAGAUUUUAGAGGCAGCUGACAAGACCCAAGCCCUGGACAUGAAGAGGCACUGCCUGCACAUCAUCGUUCACCAGUUCACCAAGGUCUCCAAGUUGCCAAAUCUGCGCUCCCUGAGCCAGCUCCUCCUCCUCGACAUCAUCGAGUCGUUAGCUAACCACAUUUCAGACAAGCAGUGUGCAGAGCUGGGCUCAGACAUCUGA
This is a messenger RNA of Merops nubicus (carmine bee-eater), 1392 nucleotides long. RefSeq names its product leucine-zipper-like transcription regulator 1 (gene LZTR1). Gene Ontology annotation, cellular component: Golgi apparatus. Gene Ontology annotation, molecular function: protein binding. The transcript has 11 exons. The annotation marks the transcript as partial. The record is from RefSeq and is a predicted model, not a curated record. NCBI's taxonomy places the organism in Eukaryota, Metazoa, Chordata, Aves, Coraciiformes, Meropidae.